This is a messenger RNA of Jaminaea rosea, 1078 nucleotides long. RefSeq lists its product as hypothetical. The record is from RefSeq and is a predicted model, not a curated record. Bases 313 to 630 code for a protein of 105 amino acids. The transcript has a single exon. Lineage: Eukaryota; Fungi; Basidiomycota; Exobasidiomycetes; Microstromatales.
GACAGACAAUGGCAACCAGUCACCAGCGUCAUCACCGUCGUCCUCAUCCUAGGCUGGCCUCGUUGCUGCAUUCAAUGACGAGCCUGUGGCCCUGCCGCUCUGUCUGGCGGCCGCAUCGAGGCCGACGGCGAACACGGGUAACUCAGGCGGUUUCAACGAGCAUCAUGAGCUCGAAGAAGGCUGUUUUCAUGAGUGCUGAUCUCGAGGGCUACGGACAAGCUGUUCGAGACAAGGGUGGGAAGAGUAUGGCUAUCUCGGAGUCGUGUGAAGAUCUCGGCGACCAAAACUGACGUUGACACGGCAGCUGACGCCAUGCUCCUUCCACAGCGCUGCUCCGUAAUCGCGAAGAUCAUCUCCAUCGCCGUUCCUUUGUGUCAACGCUGGGCUUCAUUGCAGAGACAGUCCAAUGUCGUUCAAAGCUCGUCAAACGGCGAUCCUCAAGAUGCGCGCGCCAAGCCACGACGGACAGCUUUGUACGGCGACUACCCUGUGACGUCCAUAUUCAAUCGCCGGCCUGCCUGCCUGCCUGGCUCUCACGGGUCUUUCACUCAAUCGAACACGCCCGCUGCCUGCCUUGUGCUCGCCUGGGCAGAACGCUUCCUCGACUCGACGCACGUAAACGGCCUUUGAACGUCCCGUCGCAGCGAUUGAUGGAGUAUCUUUUCUCAGUCGAUCCAUCAUCGAAUCGACGGCUUACCUGUGCGAUGCUACUAUGCGAGCGUUUCUUGGCUAUUUGUUUGGCCCCUUCCUCCAUCCCUCUGAUGGCGAGCUGAGCUAGAUCACUAAACAAGCGACGUAGCUGCUGAUGCGCUGCGAGCGAAGCAGAGGAAAGAAGACACAGCAGCAGCAGCAGCAGCAGCAGCAGCGGAGCGGGUCCAGAAGGGAAGAGACGAGGGGGAGAACAAAGGGCAAGGAGGACGAGGGCUCAAUAUAGUUGCUGACCGUCGUCACUCGCUCGUGGAUGCUCAAGCACAGCACAGUCAUUGACAAGGUCCAGCAGCAGCGCAAUGCGGUGAUGCUUCGCAGGUCCUGGUUGUACCAUUGCUCUGUAUCUCUCCUCUUGCCAUCUACUAGCUCG